This is a messenger RNA of Lathyrus sativus (Indian pea), 1560 nucleotides long. The record is from the annotation of a GenBank genome assembly. NCBI's taxonomy places the organism in Eukaryota, Viridiplantae, Streptophyta, Magnoliopsida, Fabales, Fabaceae.
AUGUCUAAAGAUGAUGUUUUCAUUGGAGCAAUUGAUCAAGGAACAAGCAGUAGCAGGUUCAUAAUCUAUGACAAAUCAGCUAAACCAAUUGGAAUUCACCAUGUUGAGUUCACUCAGUUUUAUCCACAAGCAGGGUGGGUGGAGCAUGAUCCAAUGGAGAUAUUGGAGAGUGUGAGGGUUUGUAUUACAAAGGCACUUGAUAAGGCAACAGCUGAUGGAUUCAAUGUGGAUAAAGGUUUGAAAGCUAUUGGUAUUACCAAUCAAAGAGAGACUACUCUUGUUUGGAGCAAAUCCACUGGUGCUCCUCUUCACAAUGCUCUUGUUUGGAUGGAUGCUCGUACCACCUCCGUUUGCAGGAGACUUGAAAAGGAGUUAUCUGGCGGUAGAACACACUUUGUAGAGAGUUGCGGUUUACCUAUUAGCACCUAUUUCAGUGCUUUGAAACUUCUAUGGUUGAUGGAAAAUGUGGAUGCUGUCAAGGAAGCUAUAAAGAAAAAGGAUGCCAUGUUCGGAACCAUAGACACUUGGUUGAUAUGGAAUUUGACCGGUGGAGUGAAAGGAGGGCUACACGUUACGGAUGUUUCAAAUGCAUCCCGAACAAUGCUGAUGAACCUAAAAACCCUCAACUGGGAUGAAUCCACUUUGAAAACACUUGAAAUCCCUCCUGAAAUUUUGCCUAAAAUUAUUAGUAAUUCAGAAGCUAUAGGCAAUGUUACUACUGGAUGGCCAAUUGCCGGUAUCCCUAUCGCUGGAUGCUUAGGCGAUCAACAUGCGGCAAUGCUUGGGCAAGCAUGCCGUAAAGGUGAGGCUAAAAGUACUUACGGAACAGGUGCGUUCAUUCUAUUGAAUACCGGCGAAGAAGUAAUUCAAUCAAAGCAUGGUCUACUAUCAACUAUUGCUUUUAAGCUUGGUCCUAAUGCUCGAGCCAAUUAUGCACUGGAAGGAUCCGUUGCUAUUGCUGGAGCUGCAGUGCAAUGGAUUAGAGACAGUCUUAAUCUCAUUUCAAAUGCUAAUGAAAUAGAGGAUAUGGCAUUAGGAGUUCAAUCCAACGGCGGUGUUUACUUUGUUCCUGCUUUCAAUGGAUUGUAUGCUCCAUGGUGGCGUGAGGAUGCUCGCGGUGUUUUAGUUGGAAUUACAAGGUAUACAAGUAAGGGUCACAUUGCUCGAGCCGUGCUUGAGAGCAUGUGUUUUCAAGUGAAAGAUGUCAUUGAUGCAAUGCGCAAAGAUUCUGAUUUCAAUGACUCCAAGAAAGAAGAGUUUUUGCUUAGAGUGGAUGGUGGUGCAACUGUUAACAACUUGAUGUUGCAGACUCAGGCGGAUUUGUUGGCAACUUCGGUAAUCAGACCGUCUGACAUUGAAACAACCGCACUUGGAGCAGCAUAUGCAGCUGGAUUAGCAGUUGGUGUUUGGAAAGAAGAAUCCUUUUUCGACACGAAGGAAAGGUUGAAGAAUGCAAACAUUUUCCGUCCUCAAAUGACGGAAGAAAUAAGGAAAAGGAAAGCAGAUUCUUGGUUAAAAGCUGUCAAUAAAUCUUUUGACUUAGCUGAUCUUUCUCUUUGA